This is a messenger RNA of Abrus precatorius (Indian licorice), 686 nucleotides long. RefSeq names its product protein LURP-one-related 7. NCBI's taxonomy places the organism in Eukaryota, Viridiplantae, Streptophyta, Magnoliopsida, Fabales, Fabaceae. The record is from RefSeq and is a predicted model, not a curated record. The transcript has 3 exons. Bases 26 to 619 code for a protein of 197 amino acids.
GAGAGAAGUAGUAAAGAAAACAUACAUGGAAUUGGAAAACUCGGAGUCGUCGUAUCCAGGGUCUGGGAAUUGGCACAUCCCAAUUGAUCUGUUCGGUUCCAAAAAACAUGCCGGAGUUCUUGGUGGCGUUCUGGCGUUCGCCGAUGCAUCCGGUAACAUAGUCUUCAGGGUGAACCGCCACCCACCCAAUCCCAACUCAUCGCCCCCUCCAAAGGACAAGAAACUCUUGCUCGAUGCCGCAGGCAAUACCAUCUUCUCAAUCUACCGUCACCAAAAUGGGUGUUGGAAAUGUUAUAAGGGGGUCAACGAUGGGAACAAGGAGUUGGUGUUUAGAGUGCAAAGGACCCUCAAAACGCUUACUAAAGUUGAAUUAGAGGUAUAUUUCGAUGGCGAGAAUUCCACCCAUGAAGGUUGUGACUUGAAAGUGAAGGGUUCCCCUUUCCAGAAAUCAUGUUCAAUCUAUAAAGACGCUGACUUGGUGGCACAGACUAGCCUGAUGUACAAGCUUCACCAAAUAUAUGUCAGUAGGGGUAAAUUUCGCCUAACAAUUUUCCCUGGGACUAUUGACCAUGCUCUUAUUGUGGCUUUGUUUGUAAUAUUUUUGAAUGGGAGAAAAUAAUGUCAUUAACAGACGGCAUGCAAUUGCAAUUCUUUUUUAAUGAGUUAUAUGAAUAUGUAACUUAAGC